Molecule: messenger RNA, 898 nt
Organism: Phytophthora nicotianae INRA-310
Lineage: Eukaryota; Oomycota; Peronosporomycetes; Peronosporales; Peronosporaceae
Exons: 1
Coding region: 237-767 (176 amino acids)
Source: RefSeq, a predicted model, not a curated record
UUUUUACAGAGCAGGACUGAAAGACAGUUUGGUCGAUCCUAAUUAUUAUCCUGAUCAGUCCACGCACCGAAUGUCGGUUAUCUAGACUCUCGCGCCACGCGCAGUUCAAUCCCAUCACGCACCGCCUUCGGGAAUGAGUGAUUCUAGGGUUACCCUAGUUGGGUAAUGCAGUAAAUGCCUGAGCGACAUUGAGCUCAUUAUCGAUUUCUCCUCCUUCCAGCAAGGCAAAGACAACAAUGAAGUUUAUCUUCCAGGUUCUCGCGACAUUGGCGCUCGUUACAGGCACUGCGUCUGCUUUGGACAAAGGCAUUCUUCUCGGUGAGACUUUCGGUGGACCCCACGGCGAUAAGUACUCGGACCUGGACCUCGUUUCACCUGGUCAAAUUGUGAACUCCAUCACGGUUCGAUCUGCUGACCGUGUGGAUGCCGUCAGCCUCAACGUGACGGAUCUCACCGGGCAAACGACUAUCUUGUACCACGGUGGCAAGGGCGGUGACUCGGAAACCCUCCAGCUAGACCAGGGUGAGCACAUCAUCGGCGUCCAGGCGCACUGGGGCAAGUACUACCGCAAAACGCGUCUCAUGUACGUCGAGUUCACCACCGACAAGAAGCGCACCAUUUCUGGUGGAACCCCGGCGGUCGAUGCGGACAGAAUGGGUAAGGACAGCGCACUAGAGGGUUAUCAGUUGGGCGGCUUCGUCGGAUACAGCGGUAACGAGCUUGACUCGAUGGGAGCCAUCUGGACUAGCAUUAAUCCGGUGGUGUGAAUUUAAGCGGAACUCGACUACGAGUCUAUCUCGACCGAAGAAAGAGCUUCUAGCGUUAGGGGGAGGUUCGUGAGAAGUAGAUAGACUACAACGAGUGGCAAUGAGAAAAACACGUUUGUUAAAUCUCUCCC